Molecule: messenger RNA, 1299 nt
Organism: Triticum aestivum (bread wheat)
Lineage: Eukaryota; Viridiplantae; Streptophyta; Magnoliopsida; Poales; Poaceae
Product: transcription factor bHLH121
Exons: 8
Coding region: 1-1284 (427 amino acids)
Biological process (GO): intracellular iron ion homeostasis
Molecular function (GO): DNA-binding transcription factor activity; protein dimerization activity
Source: RefSeq, a predicted model, not a curated record
AUGGCCGGUUCCAACAAAUUGGGGCCGCCGUUCCAGCAUCUGCUGGUGCCUGAUGUAGCACCGCGGUGUCCGCGCAUCUUCUUCAACACCGGUGGUGCCACCGCCGUGUCGCCGGUCGAGGUCGUUGCAGCUCCGGUGACCAGCAGUUGUCGCAUCCGCCACCACCGCAAGGAGGAGGAGGAGAUGGGCAGCCGCGUUGGUGAGCGGAGGAACAGAGGGGCAGCCAUGCGAUUGGUCAAAUGCGUAUAUUUUGCCACCAAUAGCUCCCCUUUGACACUCCUCCCCACGCUAUCCCAUCCUGUGCUUGCACGGCUCGCCACUGGGAAGGAGGCGACCACGCGCCUCCGCCCACGCGCCUCCGCCCCCACCAUGGACCCGCAGGAGGAUGGCUUCUUCUACUCACACCAUGGCGCGUGCCAUGCCGAUUCCAGUCAAGGGACGGAAUGUAAAGCCCAGAGUUCGGUUACCGCUCGCAAGGUUCACAAGGCUGACCGUGAGAGAAUGCGACGAGACAAAUUGAAUGAGCAGUUUAUGGAAUUGGGAACCACACUUGACCCAGAUCGGCCCAGGCAUGAUAAGGCUACUAUUCUUGGUGAUACAGUUCAGAUGCUCAAGGAUUUGACUUCUCAAGUAAACAAGCUUAAAGCUGAAUACUCUUCUCUCUUUGAAGAAGAAUGUGAGUUGACUAAAGAAAAAAAUGAGCUUUGGAGUGAAAAAGCUUCGCUGAAGUCUGAUGUUGAUAAUUUGAACAACCACUAUCAGCAACGUAUUCAAAUGUUAUACCCGUGGACUACAAUGGAGCCUUCUGUACUCAUUGGGGCACCUCCAUCAUAUCCCUUCUCGCUACAAGUUCCUAUACCCGCUGGUGCUGUAACUAUGCAUCCACAGCUUCAGCCAUGCCCUUUCUUCCAAAAUCAAACUUUAGGAGCCAUCUCGAAUCCAUGUACUCACAUGGCAUACAGUCAAUCCUGUCAUGCUCCUAGUGAUCAACCAUCUAGCCAGUUCAGUACUCCAGUUCCGCUUUCAAGUAGUAAUCGAUCUCACUCUCCUGCACAAGACUGUAGAAGCAAGUCACCUUCACUUCAGCAAGCAAGCUGUGGAGGGAGAAAUGAUGAUUUUGGUGAUGUUGCAACUGACUUGGAACUAAAAACUCCUGGUUCCUCAGCUCCUUCACAUUCAGAGAUCACUAACAAGCCUCAAAUCACUAUUUGCGAUCAUGCCAUUUUCGAGCGUCAACAGGACACCAAUAUAACGUAUGGUCUGGGGACCUCCCAACCAGAAUGAAACGUUCGCUCAAGG